Rhopilema esculentum is the source of this 4840-nucleotide messenger RNA. The record is from RefSeq and is a predicted model, not a curated record. NCBI's taxonomy places the organism in Eukaryota, Metazoa, Cnidaria, Scyphozoa, Rhizostomeae, Rhizostomatidae.
GUGUUGAACUCGUUUUCACAAUCGUAAAAGUUGUUGCGACAGUAAAAUUGGAUAGACCGUGUACAAAGAAACUAGAAGAAGAAGAAGACUGCCUCGAAAGAAUUCACCUGGAAUUAUCGUGCCAACCUAUCAAACUUAAACGGAUAAUGUAAUCGGGCAUUUGGAGCAUUAUCAAACAUAAGCAAACAACUUCAGUAAAGCCAUCAAUAAAUAUUCAAGCGCCUAGAACACGGUUCCCUCCGACGAGCUUAUCAGUAAGUUGCUUCACCAACGUUCUCCUGGCAGCUGGAUCGAUACAUUACAAAUGGGAUGGCGACAAGUGACGAAGAAUCUGUAUUGCUUGAAUAUAAAUCUUCUUUGAGUGACCUUGACUUCAACUCCAAACCAAUGAUUAAUAUGUUGACCAUGCUUGCUGAGGAAAAUGUCAGUCAUGCUUCAGGCAUUGUGAGCAUUAUAAAAAGGAGAAUUAUAGAGAGCAACAUUAAGCUGAAACUCCCAUCAUUAUACCUGCUGGAUUCAAUUUUGAAGAAUGUUGGAGAUAACUUCAUCCGAGCAAUUACUGAUAACCUUUUGGAGAUAUUUUUGAAUGUCUUCGAACAUGGAGAUGAACGAGUUCGAAUCUCAUUAUAUAAACUGAGAAAUACUUGGCGUGACUUCUUCACAAAGGAAUUCUUAUAUGAACUGGAUUUAGCUGUUAAAAACUUGGAUCAAAACUGGCCAGUAGUAGACGUACCACCUCCGUCAAGUUCUAUCCAUAUCAACCCAAGGUUUCUUGUGAAGAAUGAACGUGGACCCAGUAUUGAGUACGAUUUGCAACAUGGAAACACUAACAGCAUUGGACAUGCAGAAAGAAACAUUUCAACCCAACAACAAGAAACUAAAGAUCAGCCAUUAGUAGGUGACAAGGUGAGUCAAAGCAGUGCAAAGUAUUCAAAAGUCCCGCGUUCAACAGACCCGCGUAGAAAAGACCCGCCUGCAAAAGACCCGCCUGCAAAAGACCUGUUACAGUCAGACAGUAACUUCGUUGAUGGUUCCACAGCUAGAGGAAACCAACAUGAAGUAAUGCACCGAAAAAAGAAGAGGGAUGAACUUUUGUUAACUGGCUCCAAAACAGCAAAAGAAGUUUUGCCGAAAGGUUCGCCGGUUUCAAAUGUCAAAAGACAGCGCACGACACAAUUGUCUUCAGAGGUAACUGAAAAAAACGUGUCCCCGGCUAACGCUGGUACCAAUGAUAUAAUAUUAAGUUCUGUAUCAAAUAUUGAUAGUUCGGUUACGUACAGAGGAGAAGCUGCGGACAAUCUUUCCAAUUCGGGCAUUCAACUCCAGUCGAAUAUCACAAAAGCCAGCAAAGGUGAAUGGUUUCCGCCAAAUAAGAAGGUCAAAAUUGUGGGGCAUCAAAGAGUAUCAUCAAAUGGUUCUGACUGCACAAAUGAGAUUGGAAAUUUGGAUGGCAAUGUUUCAAAAAAAGUCAGAGAAGCUACGGCUGAAAUGUCUGAAAAGCAGAAUACAACUGGUGGACAUCUGGCUAAGCAUAAUUUUCCUAGUGAAGCUGAUCAUCAUAGAAAUGGAAGCAAUAUGAAGAGGAAAUCAAAUUUAGAUGAUGGUCAGAGAGUUCCAUCAGAAGAUGAACUGCCUCGUCAAAUGAGAAUAAAAAAUCACCAAAAGUUGCUUGAUGAGCUUAGAAAGAGACUUGAUAUUGGAGAAAUAACGAAGGAUGCGCAUGACGCUCUUCUUGGUCAAAUUAACAUGAUGUACCAAGUACAAAAGAGGAGGGAUAGUACAGGAGAAAAACCACAUGGCGAGAGAGUUGGUGAAGCAAAUCCCUCUGUCAGUCCAUUCGUUGGUGGAUCUUUGAAGGAAGCGUCGCCUGGACAAAAGUCGUUGGAGCAAGAGAAAACUAACAGAGAUCUAAUUGCACAGCUCAAAGAGAAAAGGCUGAAUGCGGUAAAAGAAUUAGCAGAAAAUUCCACAAAAAUUGAGCCAUUGGUUUCUCUAAAACAAGAUUCAAAAAUGAUAACACCGGAGAAAAUAUCAGAGUUGCCUGAUGUCACGUCUGGAAGCAAUUCUAGAAAGAGUAACACCAACGAAAGAACCUCACAAGCAAGUACUCAUAAACCCAAUUUUAACAUUGAAGCCAUUGAAAAAACUGACAGACUUGUUGCUGAACCAUGUAGCAAGCCCUUGAUAGCAACUGAGGAACCUUGUUCAUCCCAACAGGUUACUAAUCUAGAUAAAAGUCGUGAUAGUAAUUUUGAUGUCCUGGGAAACAAACUAGAAGUGCAUGGGAGGGCUUUCAAGACUGAGAGAAAAGUAAACAAGCGAAAUGCUUUCAAUUUUCAUAAACCAAAAAACAAUUCAGUGAAUACUGAAAGAGAAGACGUUCAACACAAUAAACUUUUGCAUAAAAAGGGCCGCGAGGGUUUUGGAAUCAGACAUCAAGGCUCAAGAGGUUCUCCGGUAAAUUUCAACGAAAUGGUUGUUAGUCAGCCAUCCUCUGACCCAGAUGUUGAAUCAAGGGCUAAAAAUAGGCACGAAAACCUUUAUUGGGGGGAUGAAGUUAGCAAAGGACCGUCAAAUGCAAAUUUUGCACCAAGAAACAGCUGUGAGUGGCAACGAGCACCUUUUGAAAAUCGAAGGCAAAUUGGCCCCAGACCCUCAGUUCAAUUAUUUGAGCAGAAGCCUCAUUAUGAUAAUUCUCGUCGUCAUCGUGAGCAAGAGACGUUUAUUCGUGAAGACAGAUUUAGAAGGGAUAACUUUAGGGAAAGAAAUCAAGCUGAAAAUGAUGGAUUUUUCGUUGAUGAAGUCCGAAGUAUUAGCGAAAAAGUUCAAGGACGAUUCGUAGCCCCUGAAGCCUCUCGCCACCAGCAAUCACAAUUUAAAGGCUUUGCUCGAGGUGGAAGGCAAAGGUUCGUGCAUAAAGUUCCAAGUUCCCCCUAUUUCAGACCGAAUACGCAAGACAAUAGAAUGUUACCGGACAGUUUUCAAGACCAACCGUUUAGGAGAAAUCUCCCUGACUUCGAUGCACCAGGAAGAAAUAUGGAAGAUAGUUGGGUAAUGGAUUCAAAAUUUGAUAAUAAGAGAGUAGUCGGGCCAUCGGGAGCAGCAGGGCCCAACAUAGGUGAUGGUCAUCCACAUCGUAGGCAGAUGUUAGGUUCUAGGAGAGACGUUGAAGCCUCCAGGCACGUUGAUUUUAUUCGACAUGAAGAAGCUUUUCGACAAUCAAGGGCCGAUAAUAUUGCCCACCAUCCAUUUAGAGAAGAAGAAAGGUUUAUUUAUAAUAAUGAAUCUGGCUUUUUCAAAAGCGCACAACCCGUGCCUGAAAAUAUGUCUAUGAAACCCGAUUGGCAAACUCAAAGUGUCGAGACACAUCGUGAACAGCUGCCUUUUCGUAGUCUGCUUUCUGAUGAAAGCACCAGUCCUGGGAUUUCUGCCGACCAGCGUUUGAGGUAUUUCAAUUCAAAUGAAGACGGCAAAAGAAAUUUGGAAGAAAAUGAUAAUAUUCGCAGCAGAACAAGACAACAGAUGUCUCUUUUUGAAAAAAAUGCUAAUACUGAUAAAUCGAACGUUGCUGAAGAGUUUGAGCAGAGAACGGGGCUUGAUAACAGUUCUCGCUACAAAACUUUCAAUACUUCAGACACCAAAGCAGAUGAUGAGAUACCAAGUGAAAAAAGGAAGUUCAUAGGUGUAAGGGAACUUUUCCAGAGACUGGUGUCAUCUGGAGUAAUAGCCAAUUCGUCGAAGCAAGUUGAAGAAAAAAGUGCAUCUACACCUCCUCCUGCACUUGAAUCAGAAGAGGCCAUCAUUCCUAAUCUCAGAUUUGUGAUGGAGGAUUUAAAAACGCGACAUGGCAGUGUCAUAGAUCGUUUGUACACUGGCACUCAAUGCGCUUCUUGUGGCUUGCGCUUUUUUGGAGACAAUAAGAUUCUUUAUAGUGACCACUUAGACUGGCAUUUUCGCAAUAACAGUCGUGGAAAAGAAGUAAAAAAGUCGUCUUCAAGGACAUGGUUUUGUUUCCUAGAGCAAUGGAUAGAUAUGGAUGAUGUCAAAGAUAUAGAUGAGCAAGAGAAAGGCAACAUCUUUGAAAUUGAGAAAAAGAGUGAAGGACAAGCUUCAAGUGCUAGGGAAAGCAGUUGUUCAGUGCUCACUGAUGAUGAAGCAUGUCAAGUUUGUUUAGAAGAACUGGAGCAAUUUUGGGACGAAUCUUUGGAAGAAUGGAGGUACAAAAAUGCAACAAGGAUUAAUGGACGGACGUACCAUGUCAGCUGUUACGAUGGGGCUGAUGUUGGAAGCGUCAUUGAGAUCGAAGAUGGCUGCCCACUUUCACAGCACCAAACAAUUCUUACAAAUGAAAGAAAUCUUUCGAAUUAUCCUGAUACUGACGAAAGGCUGAUGGAACAAAAAACAAAGCAAAAUCUUUCAUCUCCUCUUUUUGAUAGUUCAAAGCAUGAUGACGUAUUGUUGCAAAAUGGAACAGAAACAAAUCAUAGUUCACCGGACACAGUUGCACAAGUUUGCCAAGUGAAUCAAGAUUCCAAUUGAAAACUAGACUGAGCCUUACAGCAAAACAAUUUAGUUUGUAGCAUGGAACUGAAUUUUGUCGAAAGUCUUGAUGUCAAGAUUUUUUGUUGCUUUCCUCAAAGCUGUUUUUUAGGUUGCUGUAAAAAUUUUUAGUUUACCAAUCUUGUCUUCUCUGAACCGCAGGCAUGGACUUAGAGGACUGAACUGCACUGGACUGGACUGUGGCGUCAAGGACCCAUAAAAUUUUGAAAAAUAUUUUUAUAUUAAGAGCAAAGGUGGUUGCCUGGCUUCAUUUAAUAUCAUAAUCUCUUUAUCCAAUACA